This is a messenger RNA of Eubalaena glacialis (North Atlantic right whale), 1423 nucleotides long. RefSeq names its product farnesyl diphosphate synthase (gene FDPS). The record is from RefSeq and is a predicted model, not a curated record. The coding region runs from base 100 to 1365 and encodes 421 amino acids. NCBI's taxonomy places the organism in Eukaryota, Metazoa, Chordata, Mammalia, Artiodactyla, Balaenidae. Gene Ontology annotation, biological process: trans, trans-farnesyl diphosphate biosynthetic process. Gene Ontology annotation, molecular function: (2E,6E)-farnesyl diphosphate synthase activity; dimethylallyltranstransferase activity. The transcript has 10 exons. Gene Ontology annotation, cellular component: cytoplasm.
AAAGGUUGGAGGGUGACCUGGGGAGCUGACAACGUGCAUCUGCCUUUGGUGCUUGCUCCUGCAGGGAGUGCUCGAUGCCCCCUCCCUGUGCCACCCCCCAUGCUGCCCCUGUCCCGCUGGCUGAGAUCUGUGGGUGUCUUCUUGCUGCCAGCCCCCUGCUGGGUGCCCCGGGAGAGGUGGCUGGGUUCCCUACGGCGGCCCUCCCUGGUGCAUGGGUGCCCAGUCCUGGGGGCCUGGCACAGUGCCCGCUGCUGGUGCCAAGCGUGGACAGAGGAGCCUCGAGCAUUUUACUCCUCCCUCAGAAUGAAUGGAGACCAGAAAUCGGAUGUUUAUGCCCAAGAAAGGCAGGAUUUUAUCCAGCACUUCUCCCAGAUUGUCAGGGUGCUGACUGAGGAGGACAUUGGACACCCAGAGACAGGAGAUGCUAUUGCCCGACUCAAGGAGGUCCUGGAGUACAAUGCCAUCGGAGGCAAGUACCAUCGGGGUUUGACAGUGCUGGUAGCGUUCCGGGAGCUGGUGGAGCCCAGGAAGCAGGAUGCUGAUAGUCUCCGGCGGGCCCUGACCGUGGGCUGGUGUGUGGAACUGCUCCAAGCCUUCUUCGUGGUGUCAGAUGACAUCAUGGAUUCCUCCCUCACCCGACGGGGCCAGAUCUGCUGGUAUCAGAAGCCAGGCAUAGGUUUGGAUGCAAUCAAUGAUGCUUUCCUUCUGGAAGCAUGUGUCUACCGCCUGCUGAAGUUCUACUGCCGGGAGCAGCCCUAUUAUAUGAACCUGAUCGAGCUCUUCCUGCAGAGUUCUUAUCAGACUGAGAUCGGACAGACCCUGGACCUCAUCACGGCCCCCCAGGGCAAUGUAGAUCCUGGCAGAUUCACUGAAAAGAGGUACAAAUCUAUUGUCAAGUACAAGACGGCUUUCUACUCCUUUUACCUUCCUGUAGCUGCUGCUAUGUAUAUGGCGGGCAUUGAUGGGGAGAAGGAGCAUGCCAAUGCCAAGAAAAUCCUGCUGGAGAUGGGAGAGUUCUUUCAGAUUCAGGAUGAUUACCUUGAUCUCUUUGGGGAUCCCAGUGUGACGGGCAAGAUCGGCACUGACAUCCAGGACAACAAGUGCAGCUGGCUGGUGGUUCAGUGUCUGCAACGGGCCUCUCCGGAACAGCGCCAGAUCCUGCAGGAGAACUAUGGGCAGAAGGAGGCCGAGAAGGUGGCCCGGGUAAAGGCGCUAUACGAGGAGAUGAAUCUUCGGGCUGUGUUCACGCAGUACGAGGAGCACAGUUACAGCCGCAUUAUGGGUCUCAUUGAGCAGUAUGCUGCUCCCCUGCCCCCAGCCAUCUUCCUGGGGCUAGCAAACAAGAUCUACAAGCGGAAAAAGUGACUUAGAGACUGUGAAGGUGGAGAGGGGAGGCUCUCAAUAAAUUGUUGUCUAACCUGUG